UGUGAAUCAGAUGUUUAUGUUUGCAAAGUUUGAUAAGAAUUUGUGAUUCAUUUAAUUGAACUACAAUUUAGUGAACAUAACUCAUGUGACCCUAUAUUUGGACACUAUGUCUGGUGUGAACGCAUUGCCACCCAUUGCCACACAUUCAAUUUGAUAAAAGAGUUUCAUUAGUCUCUUAUCACACGAAAUGAUUCCUCAAUUCUGUGGCUGUUAUUGAAGGACAUGUAUAUCGUCUCCAAUAGAUUUCAUUCAUUAUAUAAAUUGCAUAAACUCUGCAAAACUCACAGCAUUUCUAACUUCACUUCAAUUAUGAGUUCCUGUGUUUCUCUUGAUUUUCUGAAUGUGAAACAAGACUUCAAGUCAUGGACUCGACAGCACUCGCACUCUGUCUCUGAAGGAGUUGCCACUCAUUCACACAAUGAAAACGAAUGUUAUGAUUUUAGUUAUAAGGAAGCGAUUAAAGCGUUGAAUGGAUUGCAAACAAAUGCUGAGAACAUUGCGAACGCUAUUAAGAGAGAGAAAGGAAGCAAUUCAUGCCAUUCGUUGGAUAAAACCGUUUAUUUUCUAUCGCUUUUAGACAUUAAGCCUUCAGAUCUCAAUAAAUUGAAUGUAAUUCAUGUGUCGGGAACUAAGGGGAAGGGAUCGACCUGUGCUUUCGCUGAAAGUAUUUUGCGCCGAUUUGGGUAUAAGACGGGAUUCUGUUCAUCACCUCAUUUGGUGGUCGUUAGGGACAGGAUCCGCAUAAAUGGCGAACCGCUCACCAAAAAACAGUUCGCUCACUAUUUUUGGUCCGUUUAUAAGGCCAUAGAAAAACGUAAGGACCCAUCGGUAGGAAUGCCCCCGUAUUUCAAUUUCCUUACUGUUAUGGCGUUUGAGGUGUUCCUCAAAGAGAAAGUCGACGCAACUGUCCUCGAAGUGGGCAUUGGAGGCCAAUAUGACUGCACUAAUGUGGUGCCCAAACCUAUAGUGACCGGGGUCAGCUCAUUGGGUCUGGAUCACUGUGCACUUCUCGGCAAUACUAUUGAACAGAUUGCGUGGCAAAAGGCCGGCAUUUUUAAGCCAUCGGUUCCAGCCUUUACUGUCGAACAGUGCGAACCAGCGAUGAAAGUGUUGAAGAGUAGGGCUCAGGAACUGAUGUCUUCGUCAUUUCAUGUCUGCCCUCUACUAUCACUUUAUCCCCAUUCGGUUCCCAUUGAACUCGGAAUCAAAGGAGACGUUCAGAAAGUGAAUGCAUCGCUUGCCCUGCAAUUGACGAACUUAUGGCUCAACAAAAUGAAUAAUAAUAAUAAAUGUCAGAUCUCUUCGCUCAUCACAAAAGACGGCACUUUUUCAGACGUAUUCCCUCUCAAUAUAAACCAUAUAAACGGACUCUCGAAGACCUGUUGGCCGGGAAGGUGUCAAAUAUUGCGCAAAAACAACUUAAUAUACUUCUUAGACGGCGCCCACACUUACGAAUCGUUGUCCAACUGCUCGAAAUGGUUUUGCUCGGAAUCGCCAAAACUGUUGACUUCCAACCGAUUGGUUCGGGUUUUGCUAUUCAACUGUACGGGCAAUCGGCCGACUGAGGCACUCAUGCGAGCCCUGGACGUGAAGUUUGAUAUCGCGAUCUUCUGUCCCAAUAGAGUGGACAACAAAAAGUCCGACACUUCUGAUAACACAAACUUUAUGGUCACCGCACAAAAGGAAGCAGACAUUUGUGCUAAUAAUGCCAAAAUUUGGUCCAAACUCAAUGAUAAGGCUAUUAUAACUAAACAGUCGUGUAUUUCUGAUGCUAUCAAAUACAUUAACGACAAAACUCAGAAAGAAAAGGCACUUCCCGUCCACGUAUUGGUCACCGGAAGUGUUCAUCUCGUAGGAAGUGUUCUCUCACUGAUAGACCCGGAUAUGAAUUCAUUGUGCAAUUGAUUUGCAUGAAUGUGCAUAUAUUGCGGCAAACAUUGCUGUUUGCAAAUGUUAGCAAAUUUUGCUCAAUAAUGAUAUUUUUUAUGAAUUAUAUUUUAUAUCUUCAAAUUGGGGCCAAAUAUGAAAUAUUUUCUAUUUUGUUAAGAUUUUAUAGAAUAUAUUUUCAAUAAAUGAUUUUUAU
Messenger RNA from Oppiella nova, 2083 nucleotides. Lineage: Eukaryota; Metazoa; Arthropoda; Arachnida; Sarcoptiformes; Oppiidae. The record is from the annotation of a GenBank genome assembly.